Messenger RNA from Octodon degus (degu), 3477 nucleotides. RefSeq names its product hephaestin like 1 (gene Hephl1). Bases 1 to 3477 code for a protein of 1158 amino acids. The record is from RefSeq and is a predicted model, not a curated record. Gene Ontology annotation, molecular function: ferroxidase activity; copper ion binding. Lineage: Eukaryota; Metazoa; Chordata; Mammalia; Rodentia; Octodontidae. Gene Ontology annotation, biological process: iron ion transport. The transcript has 20 exons. Gene Ontology annotation, cellular component: plasma membrane.
AUGCCUCGGAAGCAGCCGACUGGCUGCAUCCUUCUCCUCACAUUCCUCAGUCUGCCUGGGCUGGUUGGUGCAGUUACCAGAACGUACUACAUUGGGAUUGUGGAAGAGUACUGGAACUAUGUACCUCAAGGGAAGGAUAUUAUUACUGGAAAAAGUUUUACAGAAGACAAGCUUGCAACCUUAUUUCUUGAAAGAGGACCCAACCGGAUAGGUGGUAUUUACAAAAAGGCCAUUUAUAGACACUUCACAGAUGGGACGUACACCACUGAAAUCUCCAAACCGCCCUGGCUUGGAUUCUUGGGCCCCAUCCUGAGGGCCGAAGUGGGUGACGUCAUUGUCAUUCAUUUAAAGAACUUUGCAUCCCGACCAUACUCCUUGCAUCCACAUGGUGUUUUCUACAACAAAGAUUCAGAAGGAGCCUUAUAUCCAGAUGGAACAUCGGGAAGAAACAAGGAUGAUGAUAUGGUUCCUCCUGGCAAAAACUACACCUAUGUCUGGCCAGUGCAAGAAGAGUAUGCACCUGCUCCUGCAGAUGCCAACUGCCUGACCUGGGUGUACCACUCACACAUUGAUGCCCCUAAGGACAUCUGCUCUGGGCUGAUUGGCCCUCUGCUGGUGUGUAAGCAAGGUGUCCUGAAUAAAUAUUCAGGGACAAGGACUGAUGUGGACCGCGAGUUUGUUAUCAUGUUUACCCUUGUGGAUGAGAAUCAGAGUUGGUACCUGGAUGAAAACAUCAGACAUUUCUGCACUGACCCAGAUUCAGUUGACAAAGAUGAUGCUGUUUUCCAGAGGAGCAACAAAAUGCACGCUCUCAAUGGAUACCUGUUUGGAAACUUUCCUGAGCCUGAAAUGUGUGUUGGUGAAUCUGUGUCCUGGCACCUAUUUGGAAUGGGGAAUGAGAUAGAUAUACAUUCUAUCUAUUUUUACGGUAACACCUUCAUCAGCAGAGGGCAUCGGACAGAUGUCGUCAACCUGUUCCCAGCUACCUUCCUCACAACGGAAAUGUUAGUUGAGAAUCCUGGGAAGUGGAUGAUAACCUGCCAAGUCAGUGACCACCUGCAAGCUGGCAUGCUGGGGCAGUACAACGUUGGGAACUGCAAAGCUGGUGUUUCUCACCCUAAGGCGGGUCAACAGAGGCACUACUUCAUAGCAGCUGAAAAAAUCCUUUGGGAUUAUGGUCCUCAUGGCUAUGACAAAUUCACUGGUCUUCCCCUAAAUUCUUCUGAGAGUGCCUCUGCAUUCUUCUUCACCCAAGGGGAAAACAGAAUAGGUGGAAAAUACUGGAAGGCUCAAUACACAGAGUAUGUUGAUGCAUCUUUUACUCAAAGAAAGAGACCCUCAGAGACAGAAGCCCAUCUUGGAAUUCUUGGACCAGUCAUCAAGGCAGAGGUGGGUGAUACCCUGCUAGUGACCUUUGCCAACAAAGCUGACAGAGUCUACAGCAUUUUGCCCCACGGUGUCCUCUAUGACAAGGCAUCUGAUGCAGCCCCAAAUGUGGAUGGAUUUUUGAAACCAGGGGCACAUGUUAAGCCAGGAGAAACCUUCACUUACAGGUGGACAGUGCCUGAAAGCGUAAGCCCGACAGAUGGUGAUCCCCCUUGCCUGACCUAUCUUUACUUCUCAGCUGUUGACCCUAUCAAGGACACCAGCUCUGGCCUUGUAGGGCCUUUGCUAGUCUGUAAAAGAGGUGCUCUCAAGCCUGAUGGGACACAGAAAGGAAUAGACAAAGAGUUUUACCUCCUGUUCACAGUCUUUGAUGAGAACCUGAGCAGGUAUCUUGAUGAAAACAUUCAGAAGUUUACCAGGCGUCCCAUCAGUGUGGACAAGGAAGACAAAGAGUUUGUGAAGUCCAACCGAAUGCAUGCUAUUAAUGGUUACAUGUAUGGCAGCCAACCAGGCCUAACCAUGUGCAAAAAGGAUCGAGUUUCCUGGCACUUGAUUGGAAUGGGUACCGACACUGACAUGCACGGAGUUUAUUUCCAAGGGAACACCAUUCACCUGCGAGGGACGCACCGCGAUUCUCUGGCACUGUUUCCCCACAUGGCCACAACAGCGUUCAUGCAGGCAGACCAUGCAGGUAUUUUCAAGGUGUUUUGCUCCACCUUGCACCACUUCAACAGAGGCAUGGGUCAGAUCUAUGAGGUCAACAGCUGUGGCAACAGGGACCCUUCUGAGCAGCCCUACGGGAUGAUAAGAACCUUUUACAUCGCUGCUGAGGAGGUAGAAUGGGAUUAUGCCCCUAACAAAAACUGGGAGUUCGAAAAGCAGCCCUUGGACGCAGGAGGGGAAAGACAUGGAGAUAUAUUUAUGAACCACACUGAAAACUGGAUUGGCUCUCAGUACAAGAAGGUGGUUUACAGGGAGUACACCAAUGGAGAAUUUGUGGAGAUCAAGGCUCGACCGCCUCGAGAGGAGCACUUAGCACUCUUGGGUCCAAUGAUUCAUGCUGAAGUGGGUGACUCCAUCUUGAUCAUAUUUAAGAACAAAGCCAGCAGGCCCUACUCUAUCUCAGCCCAAGGUGUGGAAGACAUGGACAGUGGGAAAGGACUCCAAGUGCCCACUACAAAGCCAGGAGAAAUUAGAACUUACAGAUGGAAUGUCCCUAAGAGAUCAGGUCCAGGGCCCUCGGAUCCCAAUUGUAUCCCAUGGGUUUACUAUUCAACAGUAAACUUUGUGAAGGAUACAUAUAGUGGUUUGAUGGGCCCUCUGAUCACCUGCCGAGAAGGAAUACUGAAUGAAAAGGGAAGGAGAAGCGAUGUUGAUUAUGAAUUUGCUCUGUUGUUUUUGGUAUUUGAUGAGAAUGAAUCCUGGUAUCUGGAUGACAAUAUUAAGAAGUAUCUCAAUAAAGAUCCACGGAAUUUUAAGCGCACUGAUGAUUUUGAAGAGAGCAACAAGAUGCAUGCCAUUAAUGGCAAGAUUUUUGGAAAUCUCCCGGGCCUCAUAAUGAAUGAAGAUACAAUGACCAACUGGUAUUUAUUAGGAAUAGGAAGUGAAGUGGACAUACAUACCAUCCAUUACCAUGCGGAGAGCUUCCUUUUCAAAAUAGAUAAAUCUUACCGAGAAGAUGUGUAUGAUCUCUUUCCUGGGACAUUCCAAACCAUUGAAUUAUUUGCGGAUCACCCAGGGACAUGGCUACUACACUGUCAUGUGUCUGACCAUAUCCAUGCUGGCAUGGAGACAACCUACACAGUCCUCCGGAACAUAGACAACAGGAUUCCAUACUCUACCAAGUCUCCUGGAGGGGCGGCCCACUCAGCCACAGUGCCCUCCAAUGAACAAUCUGGCAAGGAGCAGCUCUAUUUUUUUGGCAAGAAUCUGGGUCCAAGAAGAGCCAAGACAGCCUUGGUCAUCCUCUUCAUUUUGGGACUCCUCCUCCUGAUCACCACCGUGAUUCUGUCCCUCAGGCUCCACUUUGCGAGGACACAGAUGGCCUACCAGGAAGUCCAGUCCUGUGCGCUUCCCACAGAGAUUCUGUGA